Molecule: messenger RNA, 1164 nt
Organism: Humulus lupulus (European hop)
Lineage: Eukaryota; Viridiplantae; Streptophyta; Magnoliopsida; Rosales; Cannabaceae
Exons: 1
Coding region: 1-1164 (387 amino acids)
Source: RefSeq, a predicted model, not a curated record
AUGGAGGAUACUGAGAUUAAGAGAGUCCUGGAAGCUUCGGGGUUUACUCGAAGUGAGAUGCCGUUUAAAUACUUGGGAAUCCCAAUUUGUGCUAGAAGACUUUCAACAUCGGAAUGUGAAGUGUUGGUGGAAAAAAUGGUUCAAAAAAUUCGAGUUUGGGGAUCUCGGAAUAUCUCAUUUGCUGGUCGGGUCACUUUAAUAAAUUUUGUCCUCAUCUCAAUUUACUCUUAUUGGGCACAACUUAUGGUAAUACCAAAGAGAGUGCUCAAAAAGAUUAAUGCCAUUUGUAGGUCUUUUUUAUGGCAAGGUAUUGCUGAAUCAUACACCCCGGGGUAUGUAGCUUGGGAGCAGUUGUGUAAAUCAAAAUCUGAAGGGGGUUUGGGGAUUCGAAAUUCACUGCUUUGGAACACAGCUGCGAUUGCAAAAUAUGUUUGGGCUAUAGCCUCAAAGAAAGACAAUCUAUGGGUGAGGUGGAUACAUAGCGUCUAUUUGAAAGAUGAGAAUUGGUGGGACUAUAUUUCUCCUAUUAAUGGCAGUUGGUAUUGGAAGCAGAUUGUACGAGUCAAAGAAAAAUAUAAACUUCUUUCUAACUUCCAGGCUCUAAUGAUAGGGAAGUAUAGUGUCAACAUGGGUUACAAGAUGCUUUGUGAGGAGCAAGAGAAGGUGACUUGGCACCGAGAGGUAUGGAAUCGCUAUAAUGUUCCUAAACACAGUUUUAUUACUUGGCUAGCAAUUCAAAGUCAUCUACAGACCAAAGACAAGUUGUUUUCUUUCCAUAUCUUUCAAGAUACAACCUGUUUUUUUUGUGAAGAAGCAGUUGAGACAGCAACACACUUAUUUUUUGAGUGUGAAUUCAGCUCUAGAUGCCUAUUAGAGAUCAAGAAAUGGUUAGAUUGGAGAGUGAGGAAUAGACCUCUGCCUGAGCUGCUGCGGUGUAUCUCAAGGGCGAAGCUUCAGCGUUUCAAGAAGCAGGUGUUGCGGGCAACAGUUGCUAGUUUGGUUUACCAAAUUUGGGUAAACAGAAAUGAUUGUUUGUGGAACCAGAAGAUGCAAACAAUUGCAGCUUGUGUACAGGUGAUUAAAUGUAAUGUAAAGCAUAGAAUUACUAGCAUUAGAACUAAACAAUUUACACAGAAAGAGAAGGAAUGGUUUGAUACAUUAUAA